AUGGCAGAGCUUUCUGAGCCAGAAGGACCAGUAGAUUGGAAAGAAAGAUGCGUAGCCCUGGAGUCCCAGCUCAUGAAAUUUAGAGUUCAAGCAAGCAAGAUACGAGAGCUGUUAGCAGAGAAGAUGCAUCAACUUGAGAGACAAGUUAUUGAUGCUGAACGUCAAGCAGAAAAAGCUUUCCAGCAGGUACAAGUUAUGGAAGAGAAAUUAAAAGCAGCUAAUAUUCAAACCAGUGAAUCAGAGACGAGGUUAUAUAAAAGAUGUCAAGAUCUGGAGUCUCUAAUACAGGAAAAAGAUGACAUCAUUCAAAACUUGGAACUGCAACUGGAAGAGCAGAAACAAAUAAGAAUACAGGAAGCUAAAAUAAUAGAAGAGAAAGCAGCUAAGAUCAAAGAAUGGGUAACAGUGAAGUUAAAUGAGCUGGAAUUGGAGAAUCAGAAUCUUCGUUUGAUCAACCAAAACCAAACUGAAGAGAUAAGAACAAUACAGUCAAAACUACAAGAAGUUCAAGGGAAGAAGUCAUCCACUGUCUCUACCCCAAAGCUUUCAGAAGGCCAGCGCCUGAGCAGUUUGACCUUUGGGUGCUUUUUAUCCCGAGCAAGGACUCCUCCUCAAGUAGUAAAAUCUGAGGAAAUGAGCAAGAUAUCAUCUAAAGAAUCUGACUUCACUGAAGGAAAACAUACAGAAGAAAUAGAAAUUCCAGAAAAGUCUGUUGAUGACCAAGAUCAAGAAAACAACAGAGGCCAGAGAACACUGCAUCACACUCCUUGUGGCUCAGAACAGAACCAGAAAACAAGAACAAGCUUUGCAGCAGGUGGUGGCAUAUCCCAGAAUUCUGGGGCUCCAGCGAGUGACUGGAGCUCUGAUGAGGAAGACAGCAGCAAAGAAAGACCCAAGUCCAGGUGCACAUCCACCCUUUCCAGUCAUACAUCAGAGGAGGGGGUCCAGUGUAGCAGGAUGGGCAGCGAAACGUAUUUGACAGCAUCUGAUGACAGCAGUUCUGUAUUUGAAGAAGAGACUUUUGGCGUAAAGAGACCAGAACACAAGAAGCUGUACUCUUGGCAACAGGAGGCACAGUGGAAAGCUCAGAAUAAUCUUCUCGGAAAGGGAAAUUCUGAAUCAAGUAAAAAGGAGCAAGAUAGUUCCUCGGAUGAACUGAAUAAAAAAUUUCAGUCUCAGAGACUGGAUUACUCAUCUUCAUCAAGUGAGGCAAACACCCCAAGCCCUAUUUUGACCCCAGCUUUAAGUCCAAAACAUCCUAACUCACUCCCUGGAAAAGGAACACAAUUAGUGCCUUCAUCAAACCUGCCACCCCCAAAGUUAAGGAUUCCUAAUGUUUUCAGUAUAAGUGUAGCCCUUGCCAAAAGGCACUUGAGCCAGCCACAGUUAAGUUCCGACAGGAUGUUUGGUACAAACAGAAAUGCUAUAAGCAUGAUCCGACCACUGAGACCUCAGGAAACUGAUCUUGAUCUAGUUGAUGGGGACAGUACAGAAAUUUUAGAGAAUAUGGACACAAGUUGUGAUGAUGGAUUAUUUUCCUGCGACUCCCUGGAAUCUCCAUACGCAGAUGACCAGGAAACCUGUGAGUUGACAAAGAAGGCAGCAUGCGGCAAGCCUCCAACUCCUCCCCUGCACCGCUUUCCCUCCUGGGAAAGCAGAAUUUAUGCUGUAGCCAAAUCAGGCAUUCGAAUGUCUGAGGCCUUCAAUAUGGAGAAUGUUAAUAAAAAUUCUCUUGGAAUGCUUUCUUAUACCACGUCAGGACUUUAUACAUCUCUGAUAUACAAGAAUAUGACAACCCCAGUGUAUACAACUUUGAAGGGGAAGGCGACCCAGAUAAGUAGCAGUCCUUUCCUGGAUGACUCCUCUGGCUCAGAGGAAGAAGACAGCUCGAGAUCCAGCUCCCGGACAUCAGAGUCAGACACACGCAGUAGGUGUGGGCCGGGCAGCCCCAGAGCCAUGAAACGAGGUGUGUCUCUCUCCUCCGUGGCUUCUGAAAGUGAUUAUGCUAUUCCUCCUGAUGCUUAUUCCACAGACACAGAGUACUCACAGCCAGAGCACAAGCUUCCUAAAACUUGCUCAUCUUCCAGUGAUAAUGGGAAAAAUGAACCACUGGAAAAAUCCGGCUACUUGUUAAAAAUGAGUGGUAAAGUUAAGACGUGGAAGCGGAGGUGGUUUGUUCUUAAAGGUGGUGAAUUACUUUACUACAAAUCUCCGAGUGAUGUAAUUAGAAAACCCCAGGGCCAUAUUGAACUUAGUGCAUCCUGCAGUAUUUUAAGAGGAGAUAACAAACAAACAGUUCAGUUGACCACUGAAAAACACACAUACUAUCUGACUGCAGAUUCUCCCAACAUACUGGAAGAAUGGAUUAAAGUGUUACAGAAUGUUCUUCGAGUACAAGCUGCCAACCCGCUUUUCCUGCAGCCUGAAGGCAAACCAGCUGUGAAGGGAUUGCUCACUAAGGUAAAACAUGGCUAUUCCAAGAGAGUCUGGUGUACACUUAUAGGGAAGACAUUAUAUUAUUUUCGUAGUCAAGAAGAUAAGUUUCCUUUAGGUCAGAUCAAACUCUGGGAGGCUAAAGUUGAGGAGGUUGACAGAUCCUGUGAUUCAGAUGAAGAUUAUGAAGCCAGUGGACGUAGUCUGUUAUCCACACAUUACACCAUCGUUACCCACCCCAAAGACCAAGGUCCAACUUACCUCUUAAUCGGAUCCAAGCAGGAAAAGGAUACCUGGCUUUAUCAUCUGACUGUUGCAGCUGGAAGUAACAAUGUAAAGGUUGGAUCUGAAUUUGAACAACUCGUUUGCAAAUUGCUAAAUAUAGAAGGGGAACCUUCCUCUCAGAUAUGGAGACACCCCACUUUGUGUCACAGCAAAGAAGGAAUCACUUCCCCUCUGACAACAUUGCCUUCUGAAGCUCUACAGACGGAAGCUAUUAAAUUAUUUAAGACCUGCCAGCUUUUUAUAAAUGCAGCAGUUGACUCCCCUGCAAUUGAUUACCACAUAUCGCUAGCCCAGAGUGCUUUGCAAAUCUGUCUGACACAUCCUGAGCUACAGAAUGAAAUUUGCUGUCAGCUUAUUAAACAGACAAGACGAAGACAGCCACAGAAUCAACCAGGACCACUGCAGGGCUGGCAGCUCUUGGCACUUUGUGUUGGCCUCUUCCUUCCCCAUCAUCCUUUCCUGUGGCUUCUCAAGCUCCACCUAAAGAGGAAUGCAGAUUCCAGGACAGAAUUUGGAAAGUAUGCCAUUUACUGCCAGCGAUGUGUAGAAAGAACGCAACAAAAUGGAGAUCGAGAAGCAAGACCCUCAAGAAUGGAAAUUCUUUCAACCCUUCUUCGAAACCCUUACCAUCAUUCUUUGCCUUUCAGUAUACCAGUGCACUUCAUGAAUGGGAUAUAUCAGGUAGUUGGGUUUGAUGCAUCCACCACAGUGGAAGAAUUUUUGAAUACUUUGAACCAGGACACAGGAAUGAGGAAACCAGCACAGUCUGGAUUUGCAUUGUUCACAGACGAUCCUUCUGGCAGAGAUUUAGAGCACUGUCUUCAAGGAAACAUUAAGAUUUGUGACAUUAUUUCUAAAUGGGAACAGGCUUCCAAAGAACAGCAGCCUGGAAAAUGUGAAGGUACAAGAACUGUUCGUCUCACUUACAAAAACAGACUAUACUUCUCAAUGCAAGCUCGUGGAGAGACUGAUAGAGAAAAGUUGCUGUUAAUGUAUCAGACAAAUGAUCAAAUAAUAAAUGGACUUUUCCCUCUGAACAAGGAUCUGGCAUUAGAAAUGGCAGCUCUUUUAGCUCAGGUGGAGAUUGGAGAUUUUGAAAGACCUUUCUCAACUCCGGCAGGGCAUGUUACCAAUCAGUGCAAAGUAAAUCAAACUCUAAAACAAGUCAUAGAGAAAUUUUAUCCUAAAAGGUACAGAGAUGGCUGUUCUGAAGAACAGUUAAGGCAGCUUUGCCAGCGACUUUCAACCAGAUGGAUGGCCCUCCGGGGACACAGUGCUGCUGAUUGUGUGCGCAUUUAUUUGACAGUAGCCAGGAAGUGGCCAUUCUUUGGUGCCAAGUUGUUUCUUGCAAAACCCAUAACUCCACCAUCACUUGGAAGUUCUUUUAUGUGGCUGGCUAUACAUGAGGAUGGUUUAAGCAUCUUAGAAUACAACUCCAUGAGGUUAAUAGUCAGCUAUGUAUAUAAGAGUCUAAUGACCUUUGGAGGUUAUCAAGAUGAUUUUAUGAUAGUCAUUAACAAUACGCACUCAAAGGACAAACCAACAGAGAAAUUACUUUUUGCCAUGGCAAAACCCAAGAUUCUUGAAAUCACUCUUUUGAUCGCCAGUUACAUAAACAACUUCCAUCAGCAAAAGGCAGCAUUUCACCACCUCUCUGCUCCAGCGCUGCUCUCAGCCCAGACCCAGGGACCCCAAGCCAGGGGAAUGGGAAGCCAGCCCCUUCUGUCAAGCAGCAGACCGACCAAAGGUCCCACCUUACUCUGA
Cynocephalus volans (Philippine flying lemur) is the source of this 4482-nucleotide messenger RNA. It is a transcript of the gene PLEKHH2, whose product is annotated as pleckstrin homology, MyTH4 and FERM domain containing H2. Gene Ontology annotation, molecular function: actin binding. Gene Ontology annotation, biological process: negative regulation of actin filament depolymerization. The record is from RefSeq and is a predicted model, not a curated record. Gene Ontology annotation, cellular component: cytoskeleton; cytoplasm. The coding region runs from base 1 to 4482 and encodes 1493 amino acids. Lineage: Eukaryota; Metazoa; Chordata; Mammalia; Dermoptera; Cynocephalidae. The transcript has 29 exons.